AAAAUAUAAUAGGACUUUACCAUCUUGAGGGUGUGAGUGUGAGUGUGAAUGUGAGUGUGAGUGUGAGUGUGAGUGUGAGUGUGAAUGUGAGUGUGGGUGUGAGUGUGGGUGUUUCUUUUCUAAAUUGACACCCACACCCACACCCAUCGUUCCAUGAUUUUUGUGAAACAUGAUUGAAAAAGUGUAUUGAAGUUUAAGAACAGAACAUUGAUAUCCCAUAUCUCGUUCCCGCUCACUUACCAAACAUUAUCAAUUGCUAUUAAUUAAUUCGUACGAAAUAUACUUUGUGUUCAUUAAUAUUAAUUCACUUUCUUGCUAGCAGACAUUCGUUCUCCCUAAGUGUUUACAGGAGAAAGUCUCCUUGUGUUCCAAUAGUUUAAAGUAUCAUUUUAGAUUGAAUCGUGUAUUCAACCUAAAUUAGAUAUUUACUGUACAAGUGUGGUCAUGGUCGAAGGAUUAUCUAAUGAUUUUCGUGAGUCAAUCAAACGACAUAAAGAAAGAGUAGCUCUCAUAUGGUUUCAGUCUUCUCCGAUUAUCAAUGCUGAAUUUAAACAAGCGAAAGACCAAAUACAAGCUAUCCACAACUGGAUAUUUGAUUAUGAUAAUAUUGAAAGAAUUGUUACCGAUUUGCAACAGAUCGAUUUUCGAGCAAAGUUUUUUCUCAUUACUUCCGACGAUGAUGCAGUGGAACUCCUUCCAAGGAUUCACCAUAUUCGUCUAUUAGACUCUAUAUUUCUCUUUUCGAAUGAUCGAACUCAAGACCAACAUUUCUUGGAUCGAUUUGAUAAAAUUGUGAACACAUUCAGUCGUUGCAAUGACCUUGUCACCUCAGUAAAAGAAAAUCUUACGGAUGUGGAUAAACACAUUGAAAUAUUUUCUUUCUAUAAUCAACAUCAGCGGGCAAUACAAGAUUUAUCAAAUGAAUCCGCAAAAUUCCUUUGGUAAUGUUCUUUGAUUGAAUAUACUUAUUUCGUGUAUAAUCUCGUUUUUCUUCUAGGCUUCAAUUAUUCAAGGAUGUUAUUCUUCAUUUACCUGAAGAUGAUGAGGAGGCCAAGGAAGAAAUGAUCGACGUUUGUCGUCAAUAUUAUCAAAACAAUCGACAAUUUCUUAAACAAAUCGAUGAAUUUCAGGAAGAUUAUCAUCAAGAUGCCUCUAUCGAUUGGUACACGAAAGAUGGAUUUAUUUAUCGACUGAUUAAUACAGCUUUGCGAACAGAAAAUAUCGAGCAACUGUACAGAUUUCGAUAUUAUAUUACUCAUCUCUCUAAACGACUUCGAAUUGAAUAUCGAAAUUUUCGAGCAAGUGACAAAAAGAUGAUCACCUUAUAUCGUGGAUCGUGUGUGACUCAAGAUGAAGUUGAACAACUCCAGGCAAAUAUAGGUCAGUUAAUUGCUGUGAAUACCUAUUGGUCAACGAGUCGAAAUGAAACUGUUGCACGUACAUAUAUUGCUGAUGAUCAAAAUGAUGCCGAUCUAGUUGCUGUACUAUUUAAAAUUGAAUGCAGUAUACAAGAUCAACAAAGUUCUGUGAUUUUUGCUGAUGUAGCCGAGUAUAGUAAAAUUCCUGACGAAGAAGAAGUUCUAUUUGACAUCGGAGCAGUUUUUCGAAUCGAAAAUAUCACAUGGGAAGCACUCAAUAAUACAGAGGUUGUCGUUGUACAAAUGAAAACAACGAACGAAGGCCAAGAUAUUCUUGAAGAAUAUCAAAACCAAAACCGAGAAGAAAUGAACGUGGAAAGUCCAACGAUCAUGUUAUGCACAAUUCUGAAACGAAUGGGAAAAUUCGAUCAAUCUCAUCAACUUCUUCAACGACUCCUCGAUCAUCCGAAUGGACAAAAUCUAGUUCAUAUUCACAAUCGUCUUGGCAUUACCUACAAAGAUGAGCGUCGAUAUGAUCUUGCAUUGGAGCAUUUUGAGCAAGCACUGCAACUAAUCAAUUCUUCGGAUCCAUCUCAACGAAAGUAUGCCGCUUUUAUUCAUCAUAACAAAGGUUUACUUUAUGCGAGAAGAGCACAACUCGAUGAAGCACUCGAAUUCUAUGAGUACGCGAUCAUAAUGCUGAAAAAGGAGAUAAGUACUCCGGACACCGGCAUUGCACAAUUUUUAAGUAGCAUCGGACGCAUUUAUUUCCACCAGAGAAAAUAUCAAAAAGCACUUCAGUAUCAACAGGACGCAUUACAAAUGAGAGAAGAAUGUUUACCAGCGGAUCAUCUCGUUCUCGCGUUUAGUUAUGCAGAUAUUGGCAAUAUUUACCGACGUCAACGUGAUUAUGAACAGGCAUUGCACUAUCACAAGAAAGCCUUGGCUCUUCGACAGAGAUAUUUACCAGCCAAUCAUCACAACACGGCAUACAGCCUUCAUGAAGUUGGAAAAUUUUAUUUCGAAAUGGGUGAGCAUGAGCAAGCUCGUCGAUAUUAUUUCGACUCCCUGGAAAUAACAAAAAAAUGGUUGUCGAUCUCUUUCAAAGAUUCUAUUCCAUCCCUUCUGGAAGAUAUUGCCAAGACCUACGAUGUCUCUAUGCCUGAAGAGGCACUUAGAUAUCGAUUGGAAGCAUUAGAAAUUCGAUGGCAAGUUGAACCUAUAAAUUAUUCUAGAUUGAUCUAUCAACUCGAUCAACUUGUUGCAACAUAUGAACAACUGAACAAUGUCGAUGAUUCACUCAAGUAUGCUAAACAAGCAUUAGAAAUUCAAAGAAGCAUUCAACCCGAUAAUUAUUUGGCUGUUAGUCAACGACUCGAUCACCUUGGUUUUAUGUGCAAAUUAAUGCGAAAUUUGAACGAUGCACUUAUGUAUUAUGAAGAAGCUUUGGACAUUCGAGCAAGACAUUUACCCGAUGAACGUUGGUAUUUGGCAUGCAGUUGGAAGAAUGUCGCUACUGUUUAUGAACAAAUGAGAGACCAUAGGCGUGCUCUGGACUCUUAUAAACGAGCAUGGACUGAAUAUCAUGUUAAUUAUCAACAUAAACAUAGCUUUUGUCAGGAAAUGUCGAGAAAUAUCGCUCGUGUCAAACGUUACUUAUGA
Adineta steineri is the source of this 3020-nucleotide messenger RNA. NCBI's taxonomy places the organism in Eukaryota, Metazoa, Rotifera, Eurotatoria, Adinetida, Adinetidae. The record is from the annotation of a GenBank genome assembly.